UUAAUAUGAACAGGAAUCUCUGUGAUGGCGCAAUUUAAGGGACGACAAUGAAAGUGGCUGUGCAUUCAUUCAUUGCUUUUGUUAUCUUCUCCAUUUCCUCCUAUCCCAACUCUCCCUCAGGGAUUUUUCAGAGGUGGGUUUUUAAUUUAUAAUCGAUUUUGAGAUAUAUAGACUAUAGUGAUUCUGUUGUGGAGUGAAACUGUGAAGAUGCUUACAUGCAUAGCGCGUUCGAAACAACCCAGUGAUGAAUCUUUUGAUGGCACUCCUAAUAAACAAGCCAUCAAAACCAUAACUUCUCAGAUCAAGGAUAUGGCAUUGAAGGCUUCGGGUGCAUACCGCCACUGCACGCCGUCGUGCACGAGUCAGCCAACUCAGGCACAGCAACUGAGGAACCGAAGCAUAGGGGGCGAGUCGGACUCGGCCGCGUCAGAUAGAUUCCCGUGGUCCUACCGGCGGACGGGGAGUUCAAACUCGAGCUCAACUGCUGGGAGGAGGGAGCUGGAAGCAAGGCUGAAGGGAAUUUCGAGCGGCGAAGGUACGCCGGCGUCGGCAAGUGGCCGGCGAGUUGACCCGAUUGUGUUCGUUGAAGAGGACGAGCCAAAAGAGUGGGUGGCUCAGGUGGAGCCCGGUGUGUUAAUUACCUUUGUGUCCUUGCCACGUGGAGGAAAUGAUCUUAAGCGCAUUCGGUUCAGCCGAGAUAUAUUCAACAAAUGGCAAGCUCAAAGGUGGUGGGCUGAGAAUUGCGAGAAAGUGACAGAACUUUACAAUGUCCAAAGACUAAAUCGCCAAGCUUUCGCUCUCCCAACAACUCCAAGAUCCGAAGAUGAUAACAGUUCAAAGAUUGAAUCUGCUGAAGCCAGUCCAGUAACACCACCACUGGGCAGAGAAAGACUCCCACAUACUUUACACCGACCAACUGGAAUGGCGUUCUCAUCUUCAGAUUCACUCGAUCAGCAGUCAAUGCAUUCUCGCUAUAACUAUGAUUCUUUUGGCGUUGCCUCAACUCCAAAACUCUCGAGCAUUAGUGGUGCUAAAACAGAAACAUCCUCAAUGGAUGCCUCCAUGAGGACUAGUUCCUCUAAGGAUGUUGAUCGCUCUGGAGAGAUAUCGAUAAGCAAUGCCAGUGAUCUUGAAACUGAAUGGGUUGAACAGGACGAGCCCGGGGUCUAUAUUACCAUCAAGGCAUUGCCAGAUGGUAGAAGAGAACUCAGACGCGUCAGAUUCAGUCGAGAGAAAUUUGGGGAGAUGCAUGCUAGACUAUGGUGGGAAGAGAAUCGAGCCCGGAUACAUAAACAAUACUUGUGAUUGGGUCAAACACCAUAUCGGGACGUGCUACAAGUUGCUGAUGGGAGUGAUGAUGCCUAAUAGACACUGAUUAUGUAGUAGCCUGUAAGUAAGUGAUGCGUCUGAUACACGAGGAGUCUCGCGCUUUGCGAGUUCUCAAAACAACCUUGUGGAUUGUGGGGAUGUUUUCUUUUUCUUUUUCAAUUCAUUUUAUGAAAUUGUGGUAUAUUAAGAGCUUUUCAUAACAUAUAUGGAGUCAACUUGCACACAGUUUGAAGCUCAGUAAACACUGAAGUUGAAUAUGGAAAUACUAAAAUGUCCAUUUUUGUUUAUUCUUUCAA
This is a messenger RNA of Olea europaea var. sylvestris, 1625 nucleotides long. Its product is annotated as protein Brevis radix-like 4. The transcript has 5 exons. Bases 208 to 1305 code for a protein of 365 amino acids. The record is from RefSeq and is a predicted model, not a curated record. NCBI's taxonomy places the organism in Eukaryota, Viridiplantae, Streptophyta, Magnoliopsida, Lamiales, Oleaceae.